Molecule: messenger RNA, 1815 nt
Organism: Aspergillus lentulus
Lineage: Eukaryota; Fungi; Ascomycota; Eurotiomycetes; Eurotiales; Aspergillaceae
Source: RefSeq, a predicted model, not a curated record
AUGAUGCAGCAUCAGCCUCAACGAUCCUCUGCAACUCCCCCACAGCGUCCGAAGCGACAACGUGCCGCGCAGGCAUGUGACAGGUGUCGCCUGAAGAAAUAUAAAUGCGAUGAAUUGUAUCCCUGCACUCACUGCAAGAGAAACCAUCUCGAGUGCGUGUAUCAGAGGAAUUACCGGCAGCGCGAAAGCGGCCAGUCAGCCAGCUAUGUAAUCGAACUAGAAACGAAAGUCGAAGAGCUAACUGCAAAGCUGCGCGUGGCGGAGUCGAAACUCAUCUCCCACUAUGCUCAUCAACCGCCAACAGUUGUGACGCGCUCGAGACCCGGACCAGCUCCCCGGGCUAGCAUCGAUGCUACACCUUCGUCUAUGCCGCCGAACGGAACUACUCCAAGGGAGGCUUUACCGUCGCCCUAUGACCCGCAGGAAGAAGCAUGCGACACUGUCGAACACGAAAUCAGCGGGCUGAAUCAUCACACCAACGGGAUCGAGUUUCACGGCAGUUCCUCAUCGGCAGCACUGAUAGGACAUCUUCAAACGACCAGGGAGAAAGACUGCGCCGAAAAACAAUGGGAUUCUCGCGCCCCAGAGGCGGGGUUUUCGCUAAUCUCGACACUGCAUAAUUCCAGUUUCUCGCCGUCUUGCACAGUUGGUUCUGCGCAGUUGGCGCCACUACAGGACCAUAACUACUACUUUGAGCAUGCGCACGCGUUCAUCAAUGGGUACUUUGAGAAUAUCCAUUUCAUUCAUCCGUUGAUCGACAAGGAGGAUUUCUAUUCCCGGGCGCGCGAUCUAUGGUUCAAUAGGACUCGGGAGCCGGAGCCGAGUUUUGUGGCUUUGUACCUCAGUGUACUCUCGUUUGGAGCUUUGGUCCGUGUUUGGGAUGAGAAGACGCUAGGGGGACUGACGCGUGAGAUCAGUUUCUCUAUCGGACGUCCCGACACCCUAGGUAUGGACGAAUAUCACAACCGCGGCCUCCCAGAGCGCGAUGACUCCGAAUACGCCAUUAUACCCUGGAUGGUGGACUUCGCUCAGAUUAUCCGGCGCGUAUCCGUCCGAAUCUACCACUCGCGCAUCACUUUGCAGGAAAAACUGCAGGCCGCUUUAGAUAUCGAGGCAGACCUUCACAAGUGGAUGGCCCGGCUGCCGGACCGGAUUAAACCAGAUACCCUGGGGCACCAGCCGUCGAGCGGCGCAUUGAAAGACCCUAAAUGGGCUCGCAGACAGCGUUUGGUUCUGCAGAUCCGAUACUAUAACGUGAAGAUGCUGCUGUUUCGCCCUUUUUUGAGCUACUUCACUCGCAAACUGCGACACACCCCCACGGAGCCAGACGAAACCAUCGCAAAGUGCCUGGAUGCAGCCACGAAGACAAUCGAGGUCAUAUACGACGUCUUCCGCAUCCACACGUUCUUCCGCUGCUGGUGGUACAACACAACCUACGUCAUGUUCGCGACAUUGACCCUUCUCCUCCCCAUGUCCGAGCUGGGAAUGUGUGCGGAGACAAUCCCGCUAUUACGGUCUGUCGACAUGGCGGUCGAGAUUUUAGAAGCGAUGGACGAGUCCGUCGUCGCGAAAAAGUCCGUCGAAAUCAUCAAGAACUACCUGAAGGACUUCCGCAGCUCGGAACCUCGGCCCGCCCCUGCCAGUGACGAUGGCGAUGAUGCCAGUAUCCACGCUCAUGCAAUGCAUCAACAGGAGGAGCCGCCUGGCUUUGAUAUCCCGGAGUGGGCAUACGGCUUUGGAUUACCCGACUACUCGUUUGAAGGGAUUACGAGGUUGUUUGAUGAUUUGGGUGGGCUUCCGAUGUUGGAUAGCUGA